Salmo salar (Atlantic salmon) is the source of this 2635-nucleotide messenger RNA. The record is from RefSeq and is a predicted model, not a curated record. NCBI's taxonomy places the organism in Eukaryota, Metazoa, Chordata, Actinopteri, Salmoniformes, Salmonidae.
AGCUUUGGUGGCUGUGCUGCUGGCAACAAUUUAAUUAAGCUUUUUUUUGCCGACGUUUACUGACAGCGGCCCUAUUCAACGUUGGUAAAUUCGUCAGUUAUUCUGCGCUCUAGCACACUCGGACGAGAGAGCCUGAGUGAAUGUACGAACGCACCCGUUCCACGUAGCUAGAGAAGGCCGUUCUUUUAUCACCGACCCGCUCUAUCCUUUCCAUUUUUCAUUGAAAACAAACCGUGUCGGUCAUAUUUUAUGGUUUUAUUUAUGCAUUUGGUGAAAGCGACAUAGAACGAAGUAUAUGUUAUUGUGAAGAUAGAAAAGGGAAGAACCCCUCGAUUAGCCGGUCGGCGAGUGUGCCUGCUGUUUUGCUGGCUAGCUCACGUUAGCUAACUUUCCUUGUAUUGUAACUUACUAGUAAGUUAACGUUAGCUAGCUAGGUUCUCGUCGUUGCCACUGGUUGUUAUUGGAUAGCUGUACAUCCUUCGUGUGUAAAUUAAUCAUGGCAACUAGGCGCCUGACCGAUGCCUUCUUAUUAAUGCGGAACAAUGCAAUCCAAAAUCGGCAGAUAUUGGCUGAGCAAGUGAGUACAUACGACCCCCGUCGUACUCUGAGUACACGUAGCAAUGCUGCGGAGCUUGAUGAGUUGGCUGAUGACCGCAUGGCCCUGGUCUCAGGGAUCAGUCUGGACCCAGAAGCUGCCGUCGGAGUCACCAAGAGACUGCCGCCCAAGUGGGUAGAUGGGGUCGUUGAGAUUCAGUACGAAAUCACACGGGUCCGGCAGAAAAUGAAGGAGCUGGCCGCCCUACAUGACAAGCACAUGAACCGUCCUACCCUCGAUGACAGCAGUGAAGAGGAGCAUGCCAUAGAGAUCACCACUCAGGAGAUCACACAGAUGUUCCACCGGUGUCAGCGUGCAGUGACAGGUCUGCAGACUCGCUGUGGCCACUGCACAGAGCAGGAGGAGAGGCUGCUGAGAAAUGUGGUGUCCUCAUUGGCAGGGAGCCUGCAAGACCUGUCCACCAACUUCAGACACACGCAGUCCAGCUAUCUAAAACGCAUGAAGAAUCGUGAGGAGAGAUCCAAACACUUUUUUGACUCUGGUCCUCUAAUGGAGGAGGAUGAAGACCUGGCACUAUAUGAAAUGGGGUUUACAGAUGACCAGCUGGUCCUGGUAGAGCAGAACACAGUGAUGGUGGAGGAACGCGAGAGAGAGGUCCGACAGAUAGUCCAGUCCAUCACCGACCUGAAUGAGAUUUUCCGAGACCUGGCAGGAAUGGUGGUGGAACAGGGCACAGUACUUGACAGAAUUGACUUCAAUGUGGAGCAAUCGUGUGUCAAAACAGACGAGGGGUUAAAACAGUUACAAAAGGCUGAACAGUAUCAGAAGAAAAACCGAAAGAUGCUGGUCAUUUUAAUUCUUACUGUUAUAGUUGUUGUUCUAAUACUUAUUCUAUUUGGGACCAAGUUCUAGUGAUGCAUUCCUUUGUUUUUGGUAUGUCUGUGUUUAUGUUUGGUGUGCAUCUAUGUGUGCUUGUGUGAGGGGUGUCUGUCAGUAUCGUUUGAAGUACAAUCUGUCCAACUUUCCAAUCAACAUCUGAAGAAUCACUCUUCCCGAAUCUCUCUCCGUAUGGCUGAUGAAGAUGUAUUGAAUGCAUGAUCACAAAGAGAGGACAGCCAGGGAGAGUUCCUAUUUCACUUUGCAACUGGCCUGCACACAUGGCCACUGUCCUCCCCAAUACCCUCUUAAACAUGACCGUAUCCUCCAUCUGUCAUGGUUCCUGCUGCAAACAAACACAGAAAAAAACCCUCCUUAAAUUCUCUUGUGGAAGACUACUGAUUAACUGUCAUGGCCACACAUUUUGCUUGUUUUUCAAGCAAAUAAGUGGUUUGCUUGUGUGAGCGUAAGCAUCAUAUGUCCAGUUUUAUUGUAAGCUAUAGCUGUAAGCCCUGCCCUCCAAUGUCUGUUUUCAAGAGAAGAAUCCUGACAACUCAACUAGAUGAAUAUUGAAUGUCUAUGAACAAGGAACAUUUGUGUCUCGUGAUGAUGCUACACCACCCUGGUCAUUCUUUUUGCAUUUGAUUUUUCACUUCAUCAUGGUUACUUUUUUAGAGGGAGAAAUUACAAGAUUUGCUUUUCUCUCAGUGGCUGAAAAAUGACAAUAGCUGAUUCAUUGAAUACCAAAAACAACCUUUUGGAUUAAGACCUGUAGUUGACCAUCCUAAAUUCAUGUCUCUGUACCAAGAGUAGUGUCUUUAAUGAAUUUGCACAUUUAGAUCACUUGAUGACUGCUUUCUUUUGUUUCAUGACCCUCUAUUGUCCGAUAUCGCUAACUAACACAUCAGUUUAUUCUUGUCUUUUGUCCCUCAGUUUGCACAUAUCGAAAGACUGAUGGGUUUGGUUUCAUGGCUGUGAAACGGUCUCCUGUAUAAUAUGAAAUUAUAAUUAUUUAUUUUGAAUUUAAAUUGUAUAAAAGUUAAACGUUUUUUGUCUAAUAUGACAAAGAUGUAUUGAGUAGCCUACAUUGUGUCUAUGGUCUAAAGUAUGGGGAUGAAAAUUGUGAUCAAGCCUUGAUCUCAGAAAUGACUUUGCCCAUUCCACUACAAAAUCUAUUAAAAUUGAGAGUACCUUUUUCUCACA